Molecule: messenger RNA, 846 nt
Organism: Zingiber officinale
Lineage: Eukaryota; Viridiplantae; Streptophyta; Magnoliopsida; Zingiberales; Zingiberaceae
Product: pentatricopeptide repeat-containing protein At3g18970-like
Exons: 1
Coding region: 1-846 (281 amino acids)
Biological process (GO): RNA modification
Molecular function (GO): RNA binding; protein binding
Source: RefSeq, a predicted model, not a curated record
AUGACCGGCUUCUGCCUCAAUGACCGCGCGGAGGAGGCGGUGUCCGUGUUCGAUGAGAUGCUGCGACAUGGCUUGCGCAUCACAGAGAGGACAGCGAUCGUUUUGCUCUCCGCUUGUUCUCAGCUUGGUGAUCUGGCCUUGGGCAGCACGGCGCAUGGGUACAUCUACAAGGCUGCUGCGCGUUUCGAAGAUUGUGUGUUCACCGGCACUGGUUUAGUGGACAUGUACUGCAAAUGCGGAUCCCUUACCAGUGCAUCCAAAGUGUUCGACGAUAUGACUAGCAGAAACGUUUUGACAUGGAGCGCGAUGAUAGGUGGGCUUGCCAUCCACGGGAAGGGAAAGACAGGAUUGCGGCUGAUGGAGGAGAUGGUGAAGGCAGGUUUUUGGCCCAACGCAGCCACCUUCACUGGUUUGCUAUUCGCCUGCGUCCAUCGCGGGCUCGUAAACGAAGGCCUCCGCCUGUUCGACGUCAUGAAGAGCAGAUUCAACGUUGAUCCGUGCAUGAAGCACUACGGUUGCAUGGUGGACCUCCUUGGGCGAGCCGGGAUGGUGAGGGAAGCGUAUGAGUUCGUGAAGGCAAUGCCGGUGGAGCCAGACGUUAUCCUAUGGAGGGCUUUGCUGGGGGCGUGCAGAAUCCACGGCCAUGAAGAACUCGGCGAGGAAGUUGGGAAGAUUCUGCUGCAGUGGGAGAAGAGAUCGGCAAGGAGGGGUAGUGGUGAUUGUGGAGACUUCAUUGCAUUGUCAAACAUGCAUGCUUCAGCUGAGAGAUGGGAGGAUGUUUCAACAAUUAGAAGGGAGAUGAAGAAAAAUACAACAGGAAAUAGACCAGGUCAGAGUACAGUCUGA